Molecule: messenger RNA, 468 nt
Organism: Cylicostephanus goldi
Lineage: Eukaryota; Metazoa; Nematoda; Chromadorea; Rhabditida; Strongylidae
Source: the annotation of a GenBank genome assembly
AUGCGGAUUUCAGCUCUAAUGAAGCCGCACUCAGCAGCAUGGAUUGAUGCAAGAGCUCGUUUUGAUAUAGUUGAUGGAUCAGCGGGAUUAUUUGCUCCAGGAUUCGUGCUACGAUGGCCUAACGGCAAAAUAGUCCGAUAUAACAACUGGGCCUACGGUAAUGGCGUCGAACUAAUUGAUCGCGAACGAAAGUGUGUGCAUCUGUUGUCAAGUGGAGAAUGGCGAAACGCAGCUUGUGAUGCCCCAGCUACCGUAAUCUGCGAGAAACGAUUACAUCGGCCUGCCGUUCGCUAUUGUUCAAAACACUGGCUUUACAUGGAUGCAACUCAGUCAUGCUAUAGAGCAAUAACACGAACUAACAUGACGAUACUGGAUGCCGAUAAUCGCUGCUUUCAACUGGGAGCAGAACAUCACCACGAUGCGAUGCUUGCCAGUAUAGGAAAUGAACAAGAAAAUCAAUUCGUCAAA